GACCCAUUUACUCCGACUUCCUCCCAUUAUAUUGGUGGUACGUUUUUAUAUUCUGCAAUGGCACUCCAGUGAAAGCUUCAACAUAUGGCAUUGAUCCUAUUUAUGACCUUUUUAGGGAGGAUGAAAAUUCUAGCCCAGAAUGUAAUAAUCCCCAUGAGAACUGUGUUUAUCAGCCUUAUUCCAAACAACAAUAUUUCUGAUCCAAACCCCAUUCUUUUUGGAAAACAAGCUUCCUCCCAUUACUCAUUGUCUGCUUUACUGGCUAUUAUGAGGUCAUCAGAAAAUACCAGGUUAAUCACUUUCAGAGGAGACCGCAUGAACUUGAAACCCUUUUCCUUGGUUUGGUGCUGAAGAAGCCUUGUUAGGUAUUCCAUAACAAGAACAAAAAAUAGUAGAGAUAAAGCUAAGAGUCUCCCUGCCUAAGUCCCUUUCCCCCCCUGAAAAAUCAUGUGUUUCACCACUAAUCAUCAAAGAAAAGCUUGAGCUUGUU
Cuscuta campestris is the source of this 490-nucleotide messenger RNA. The record is from the annotation of a GenBank genome assembly. Lineage: Eukaryota; Viridiplantae; Streptophyta; Magnoliopsida; Solanales; Convolvulaceae.